CCCUUUCCUGGGGGCGCACCGCCUAUUUAAAGGUCCGCGGCGCCAUUUCCACGGCGUGGUUCUUGGGCUGGGGUCUGCGCAGUUCAGCUGUCAUGGCCACCCAUGUCGUGCUCAACACCGGUGCCAAGAUGCCCAUCGUGGGCCUGGGCACCUGGAAGUCCCCUCCAGGCCAAGUGACAGAGGCUGUGAAGGUAGCAAUUGACCUUGGGUACCGCCACAUCGACUGUGCCCACGUGUACCAGAACGAGAAUGAGGUGGGGCUGGCCAUCCAGGAGAAGCUCAAGGAGCAGGUGGUGAAGCGUGAGGACCUCUUCAUCGUCAGCAAGCUAUGGUGCACGUACCAUGAGAAAAGCCAGGUGAAAGGAGCCUGCCAGAAGACGCUCAAAGACCUGAAGCUGGACUACCUGGACCUCUACCUCAUUCACUGGCCAACGGGCUUCAAGCCCGGGAAGGAGUUUUUCCCGUUGGAUGGGGAAGGCAAUGUGAUUCCCAGUGACACUGACUUUCUGGACACAUGGACGGCCAUGGAAGAGCUGGUGGAUGAAGGGCUGGUGAAAGCCAUCGGAAUAUCCAACUUCAACCAUGUCCAGAUCGAGAAGAUCUUAAACAAACCUGGCUUAAAACAUAAGCCAGCAGUUAACCAGAUCGAGGUCCACCCGUACCUCACUCAAGAGAAGCUAAUCCAGUACUGCCAAUCCAAAGGCAUCGCGGUGACUGCCUACAGUCCUCUCGGCUCUCCCGACAGGCCCUGGGCCAAGCCCGAGGACCCUUCCCUACUGGAGGAUCCCAGGGUCAAAGCGAUUGCAGACAAGCACAAUAAAACCGCAGCCCAGGUUCUGAUCCGGUUCCCCAUCCAGAGGAAUGUGGUCGUGAUCCCCAAGUCUGUGACACCCCAACGCAUUGCUGAGAACAUUCAGGUCUUUGACUUUGAACUGAGCAGCGCGGAUAUGUCCACCUUACUCAGCUACAACAGGAACUGGAGGGUCUGUGCCUUGUCGAGCUGUGCCUCCCACAAGGAUUAUCCCUUCCGUGAAGAGUUUUGAAGCGGUGGGCGUCUGCUCUUCCCCAAGUGACCUGCUGGUGUGUUUCCUACUUCAUUUUCCCCAUAUGUAGCGUGGUAUAGCCUGUGUCCCACAGCAGUGGAUCAGCGACCUGAAGACGAACCAGCGAGGGCUUGGCCAGUGUGGUGUUGGGUCUGAAGAGUAGCGUCAGUAGAUUAGAAGUCUCUCCCAGUUUUCUUUACCCUUCUUGUCGUCCCGCUGGGGAAAGCACAACCUGAAUACCCUUUUCUGACUAAGUUCAAUCUACAAAGUCAAAAUAGUGCCACUAACAAUUGGAUUUUGCCUGCUUGAAACUGUAACCCUUUCAGCCAGGCUUUUCUUUGCCUCAAAUAAAAAGUACGUUUGUGAGCUUGA
This is a messenger RNA of Equus caballus (horse), 1415 nucleotides long. It is a transcript of the gene AKR1B1, whose product is annotated as aldo-keto reductase family 1 member B. Lineage: Eukaryota; Metazoa; Chordata; Mammalia; Perissodactyla; Equidae. Gene Ontology annotation, cellular component: cytosol. The record is from RefSeq and is a predicted model, not a curated record. Gene Ontology annotation, molecular function: aldose reductase (NADPH) activity.